Micropterus salmoides (largemouth bass) is the source of this 778-nucleotide messenger RNA. RefSeq names its product saxitoxin and tetrodotoxin-binding protein 1-like. Lineage: Eukaryota; Metazoa; Chordata; Actinopteri; Centrarchiformes; Centrarchidae. Bases 42 to 698 code for a protein of 218 amino acids. The record is from RefSeq and is a predicted model, not a curated record. The transcript has 6 exons.
CUUCCCUCCUCUUGCUGUUUGUUUUCUUAUCUCAGAGCAGGAUGAUUGUUGUGAAGCGAGUGCUGCUGCUGCUGCUGCUGGCGGCGAUCGGCUCCGACGCACGGCCGGGCCCCGAAGACUGUGACAGUCUGAGCAAAAGGCUGCCAACUAAAGACCUGCACAAGAUUUUCGGGGACUGGGUCUUGGUCUGGACCGUCUCUGAUAGUCAACACGGCUCGGACAUGCUGGUGAACCUCUCCAGCUCCCACAUCGAGUUCAAACUCCUCCCUGACAACAAAACCAUCAUGUACAACGAGAGGAACAUGUUCCUUGAUAAGACAUGCUCUAAGUACUUUUUCAACUUGUCGAUGCCCUCUGACCCGUCCGACUCUGAGAACUACACACUGUACAGCGGCGUGGGCACGCUGGAGAAGGACGGAGUUGUUCAUCUGUACAACCAAUCAGGCAGAGCGGAUUUCUAUGAGAGCGGCUCCGACUAUCUGGUGUUUGUAUUCAGAGACACCAGGGUCCAGUUCCUGCUCAUCUACAGAAGGGAGGGGCAGCAUCGGGAUGUUGAGCAGCUGAAAGCGGCCCACGGCGAUCAUCACGAACUAGCCGAGUGUCUGGGAUUUCCUCAAGACAAACCGUUCAGCUACGACGGAGCCGCAGAUUUUUGUCAUAAGAAAUCUUCUCCAGCGGUGGAGCCUGAACAGUCCUGAGGGAAGAUGUUGGAACAAACAAAAGUGUCAACGUAUAUCAGAGAUGUCGUUCACAAAUAAAAGAAAAGCUAAAACUAAAA